Molecule: messenger RNA, 765 nt
Organism: Lecanosticta acicola
Lineage: Eukaryota; Fungi; Ascomycota; Dothideomycetes; Mycosphaerellales; Mycosphaerellaceae
Source: the annotation of a GenBank genome assembly
AUGUCGCAGUCACACGACCUCCAUCGCGCUCUCCUUCGGCCGGCCAUCAUUCACAUCCUGCGCGCGCAAGGCUUCCACAGCACGAAACCCUCAGUAUUGGACACAUUAGUCAACCUUGCCGAACGACAUAUCCUCGCUCUAGCCUCAGCGACCGCGCAACAUGCUUACGCAAGCCACAACGAUCCCGUGCCGACAAUCUCAGAUCUACGGAUGGCGCUUUCGGCUAGCGGAGUCCUGAUACCUCUCACCUCGCCCUCGGAAGAAGCAUGGAAGGAAUACAUGCGCAGACCUCUUCCGGAGCUGGCGCAAGCGGUCAAGGGUGCAGAAGAGCGCGUGCAAGCCGCGAAGCGGAAACGAGACGAUGAGGAUACAAGGGAUGUGAGAGAGUUUACAAGCUGGUAUGAUUCCGCUUCGUAUAAGGAGAUCAAGCGCGUGGCCGGAUUGAUACCUGAUCCUAAUACCUCUGGGAUUGCGGUCGGCGUUGGAGGCGGUCUGAUGCAUGGGGAUGAUUUCUUGACCACGUUGAAAAAGAAGCAGAACAAGGCAGGGGCGGAUCAUGAUGCGAGAUUGCAGGGCACAGUCCUCGGGCGAAACGGCGAUGAUAGAGAGAUCUUUGUGGAAGGCGGGCCGGUACAGAGAAUCAGAGACUGGAGGCCUCCGCCUCCGCCCCGGACUGAGGACAGAAACGGGAGUCCAGAGCAGGCGGAGAAGAGGGAUGUGUCGCCCGCAGAUAUGGCGAUGCACGAAAUUGCAGCUGCGAGUUGA